GAGUUGGGUGAUGAACUAUGCUAGUUUUUUCUUUACUUUUCAAAGUUUAUUUAAUGUGCUUAUAUUCUCUUUAUAAUGACAUGGACGUACCUACAUCCGUACAAAUCAGGGAGAAAAUGAGAAUAAGAACAAUAUGAAAACUCUCCCACCUCAUUGUAAGAGUUGGGGAAAAACACAUUUCUAUUUGAGCACUGUUAGGAACCACACAUGAAAGAUUGGUCCCACCUUCAAGUGCUGAGGAACAGGGUAGAGACCAAAUACACAAGCAAGUUUCUGUGACAACAGUUGAAAAGCUAUAGCUGUAAGAGUUGAGUGUUCUGAAUUUUCAGAGUGCCAAAAGGAUAUAAAAUAAAUGACCCCAGCCAGAAUUCAUCUUGACAAGCUUUCUGCACAUAUAAGGUGAGUUUGGAGAGACAUUUAGAAGUAGCAAUGGCCCUCCCUCCACUGGUGGAAGGAAUGGCAUAGGCAGAUUGUGAAGUGGAGCCCUGCUGGUGAUGAAGAAGUGGGUUUGUCACUAGGGAGAAUCUGAAUGUGCCACAUUGAGGGAUGUAAGCAUGUUAAGUUUUCAAUAUUGUCAGAGCUAUUUGAACCAGAGCAACUCCAUCUUGAAUGGAGGCUGGGUAAAAUGAGGCUGAGACCUACUUGUAAGGUUCUUGUAUCAGUUCAAACCCCGAGCGCGUGCCGACAGGCAACAGGAGGCGGUGUGGAGCAACAUGCUGUUUUAAUGAGAGCCUGGGUGCACGCGGGCUGAGGCCUAAAAUGGCGUCAGCACCAAGUGAGGACGGGGCAAAGGAUUUAUAGUCUGCUGUAAACAGGAAGUGUCCUAGUCUGAUGUAACUGCUACAUUGUACCCAGAUGGCCUCUUUCUUGAUCUUCAGGGGUACGUGUCUUCCAGCUGGCCUUCUUCCUGCUUCUGCUAUUUUGCUGGCGCACACUGCUGGCACAAGUAGCCUUGCACCUUGGGACUGGGCCUGAGAAGGGAGGAGUUAUUCAUCCCCUUAAGCUUUCAGGCCCCGGGAAGAAUCUUACAUUCCUGUCUAUUUGGUUAUAGAAAAGGGAAAAGGGACAACUUUCUUAAUAACUACUUCAGGUGGGACAAUAAGGGGUGGUGUGGGCACGCUGGAAAAAGAAAACCUUAAUUUUUAGGUAUUCUUGAGAGAUGGGUUGGUAUUCACCAUGUCGUUGUAGCAGGAGCAUCGCCUGGAUUGUCUGGAAAUAUGUCUGUGCCUGCAAGACAGUUAUGUUGAGAGGACAAGGAGGUGUCGACAGGGAGAAGCAUGGCCUCAUCUGCUGCUUUAUGAAUGAAACACCAUGUCUGGAUUAAGGAGGGGAGGUAAUUCCCGCGUGGCUCAGAGUCUGGUCUGGAUGUACCGACUGCUUUUGGAAUAAAAAGAUUCCCAGGAUGUGAGCAACACGGGACCGCCCCUGAGCUGGUGCCUGUCCAUUCUUGGCCCCUGUGCAGCACUCAGUAGAUGGUCACUGGUUGAGCAGCGUCAGAGCGGGCAUGCAGAGAAGGGCCCCUCGUCUUGCGGCCGGUGCAGGACGCCAUCCUUGCUUCAGGUGAUGCUCCCACUCUGAUAUGAUGCUUCCUGGUGUGUUUAGUGGUUGGUGCCAUUGCAAUUUUCUGUGCUGAAAUCAUUCUGAAAACUCAAAACAGUAGACUUCAGCACACAAGGAAAGCCAAAGCCAUUUGAGGGGGAAUAAAGCCAAAAGCCUUUCACCUUAUUCGUUCCAAGAAUCUCACCACGCCCUCCUUAUCCCCCUCCAAAAAUAAGCCAUUGCACACAGACAGGCAGCAUGGCUAGCAAACGAAAAUCUACAACUCCAUGCAUGGUUCGGACAUCACAAGUAGUAGAACAAGAUGUGCCCGAGGAGGUAGACAGGGCCAAAGAGAAAGGAAUCGGCACACCACAGCCUGACGUGGCCAAGGACAGUUGGGCAGCAGAACUUGAAAACUCUUCCAAAGAAAACGAAGUGAUAGAGGUGAAAUCUAUGGGGGAAAGCCAGUCCAAAAAACUCCAAGGUGGUUAUGAGUGCAAAUACUGCCCCUACUCCACACAAAACCUGAACGAGUUCACGGAGCACGUCGACAUGCAGCAUCCCAACGUGAUUCUCAACCCCCUCUACGUGUGUGCAGAAUGUAACUUCACAACCAAAAAGUACGACUCCCUAUCCGACCACAACUCCAAGUUCCAUCCCGGGGAGGCCAACUUCAAGCUGAAGUUAAUUAAACGCAAUAAUCAAACUGUCUUGGAACAGUCCAUCGAAACCACCAACCAUGUCGUGUCCAUCACCACCAGUGGCCCUGGAACUGGUGACAGUGAUUCUGGGAUCUCGGUGAGUAAAACCCCCAUCAUGAAGCCUGGAAAACCAAAAGCGGAUGCCAAGAAGGUGCCCAAGAAGCCGGAGGAGAUCACCCCCGAGAACCACGUGGAAGGGACCGCCCGCCUGGUGACAGACACAGCUGAGAUCCUCUCGAGACUCGGCGGGGUGGAGCUCCUCCAAGACACAUUAGGACACGUCAUGCCUUCUGUACAGCUGCCACCAAAUAUCAACCUUGUGCCCAAGGUCCCUGUCCCACUAAAUACUACCAAAUACAACUCUGCCUUGGAUACAAAUGCCACGAUGAUCAACUCUUUCAACAAGUUUCCUUACCCGACCCAGGCUGAGUUGUCCUGGCUGACAGCUGCCUCCAAACACCCAGAGGAGCACAUCAGAAUCUGGUUUGCCACCCAGCGCUUAAAGCAUGGCAUCAGCUGGUCCCCAGAAGAGGUGGAGGAGGCCCGGAAGAAGAUGUUCAACGGCACCAUCCAGUCAGUACCCCCGACCAUCACUGUGCUGCCCGCCCAGUUGGCCCCCACAAAGGUGACGCAGCCUAUCCUCCAGACGGCUCUACCGUGCCAGAUCCUCGGCCAGACUAGCCUGGUGCUGACUCAGGUGACCAGCGGGUCAACAACCGUCUCUUGCUCCCCCAUCACGCUUGCCGUGGCAGGAGUCACCAACCACGGCCAGAAGAGACCCUUGGUGACUCCCCAAGCUGCCCCAGAACCCAAGCGUCCACAUAUCGCUCAGGUGCCAGAGCCCUCACCCAAGGUGGCCAACCCCCCGCUCAUGCCAGCCAGUGACCGCAAGAAGACAAAGGAGCAGAUAGCACAUCUCAAGGCCAGCUUUCUCCAGAGCCAGUUCCCUGACGAUGCCGAGGUUUACCGGCUCAUCGAGGUGACUGGCCUUGCCAGGAGCGAGAUCAAGAAGUGGUUCAGUGACCACCGGUAUCGGUGUCAAAGGGGCAUCGUCCACAUCACCAGCGAAUCCCUUGCCAAAGACCAGUUGGCCAUCGCGGCCUCCCGACACGGUCGCACGUACCAUGCGUACCCAGACUUUGCCCCCCAGAAGUUCAAAGAGAAAACACAGGGUCAGGUUAAAAUCUUGGAAGACAGCUUUUUGAAAAGUUCUUUUCCUACCCAAGCAGAACUGGAUCGGCUAAGGGUGGAGACCAAGCUGAGCAGGAGAGAGAUCGACUCCUGGUUCUCGGAGAGGCGGAAGCUUCGAGACAGCAUGGAACAAGCUGUCUUGGAUUCCAUGGGGUCUGGCAAAAAAGGCCAAGAUGUGGGAGCCCCCAAUGGUGCUCUGUCUCGACUUGACCAGCUCUCCGGUGCCCAGUUAACAAGUUCUCUGCCCAGCCCUUCGCCAGCAAUUGCAAAAAGUCAAGAACAGGUUCAUCUCCUGAGGAGCACGUUUGCAAGAACCCAGUGGCCUACUCCCCAGGAGUACGACCAGUUAGCGGCCAAGACUGGCCUGGUCCGAACUGAGAUUGUGCGUUGGUUCAAGGAGAACAGAUGCUUGCUGAAAACGGGAACCGUGAAGUGGAUGGAGCAGUACCAGCACCAGCCCGUGGCAGAUGAUCACGGCUACGAUGCCGUAGCAAGGAAAGCAACAAAACCCAUGGCCGAGAGCCCAAAGAACGGGGGUGAUGUGGUUCCACAAUAUUACAAGGACCCCAAAAAGCUCUGCGAAGAGGACUUGGAGAAGUUGGUGACCAGGGUAAAAGUAGGCAGCGAGCCAGCAAAAGACUGUUUGCCAGCAAAGCCCUCAGAGGCCACCUCAGACCGGUCAGAGGGCAGCAGCCGGGACGGCCAGGGUAGCGACGAGAACGAGGAGUCGAGCGUUGUGGAUUACGUGGAGGUGACGGUCGGGGAGGAGGAUGCCAUCUCAGAUAGAUCAGAUAGCUGGAGUCAGGCUGCGGCAGAAGGUGUGGCGGAACUGGCUGAAUCAGACUCCGACUGCGUCCCUGCAGAGGCUGGCCAGGCCUAGACAGGGAAGUCUGUUAGAACCGCUGUGCUGAUCAACAGGAUGCUCCGUCUUUGAAGAAAGAAGAGAUGGUCUCUCCCCAGCCAUGGGCCACCCUUGCCAGUGACUCCAAGUGGAACUACUUAGCUCGCGUGUGCCUGGAGGGUGCGGGAAGCCCAGCGACUCUCAGACGCACCUCCCAGAGGACCGGUGGGAAUUGUUCAUAGUGCCAAAGUCCUACUACUGCGUUUUCAAUGGGUCCUUGUACAUAGUUUGCUCCUCUGCCCUAGCCCUCACCUCUUGCUAUACUGGAACCGAUUUGUACAAUGUGGGAAUUUUGUUACCUUUUUAAUCAAGGGCAACUUCCUUUUCCAGCACUACCAUUGUAAGGUUUUUUUCAGGAGGGAGGGCUAACCACCUUGCUUUUCUCUUUUCUCUUUUUCUUUUUUUUAUUUUUGUUUUAUUAAUUUGGGGAAAGGGGUGUUAGUAUUAGUGCCAUGAUAUCUACUGGAUUUUAAGUAGGGAGACUUUAUUUUUAAAGGUAGGUUGAAAUUUGGGAGAUUUCUCGGCAGGAAGGGCUGAAAUCCAGGCCCCUGUCUCGACUUGGAGAGAGGUGACAGACGGCAGAUCUUCCAAAUCAAAUUCCUUUCCAGUUCUUGCCCUGGCUGCCUUUUUGGGGGUCCCUGCCUUAGCCCCACACAAGGCUUUCUGAACUGCCAAGAGGGGAUCUGGCUUCUCAACUGCUUGGCCUCUUGGGCCAGGCUGUGCCCAGCCAGCCUUGGGAGAACUGGAUAGCAGGUGGCUGACUUCUUUAAGCACCUUUCUAAAUACCAGCAGAAGAGGCUCCCGCCUCUGUUAGCAUGAUCAGUACUAUUGUGACAUUAAAACACCAACAAUAAGAUCUUCCUAUCUGGAGGGUACAGAGGUGAAUGGCUUUGGUUUUCAUUUCUCUUCUUCACUGCCUUUUCUCGGUGUGGUAUUUGACAAGAUUUUAGCUCAAAGCCUCACCAUGAAUUGAUUUUUUUUGUUUGUGUGUGUAUUUGUUUUGGGACAAUUUUAGAUACCUGAGUGCACUUUUUCAGUUAGUCCUAACUUUUAAAAGAAGGAAAACCAAGAGACAUAUCUGGUGUACGUGUUGCAGUAUGAAUUCUGGUUGCAAUCCCUCCCCCUCCCACACUGCCCCCCAUUUGAGUACACCGCACAAGUCAAACGCUAGGAAGUUUGAAUAAAACCAAUUUUUCUAACUUGUUGCUCAUUUGUUGUAACUCAAUAAAGCAAAGACUAAACAUUUUUAUAA
Gorilla gorilla gorilla (western lowland gorilla) is the source of this 5584-nucleotide messenger RNA. It is a transcript of the gene ZHX2, whose product is annotated as zinc fingers and homeoboxes 2. The transcript is spliced from 5 exons. NCBI's taxonomy places the organism in Eukaryota, Metazoa, Chordata, Mammalia, Primates, Hominidae. Gene Ontology annotation, cellular component: nucleus. Gene Ontology annotation, biological process: regulation of transcription by RNA polymerase II. The record is from RefSeq and is a predicted model, not a curated record. The coding region runs from base 1798 to 4311 and encodes 837 amino acids. Gene Ontology annotation, molecular function: DNA binding; DNA-binding transcription factor activity, RNA polymerase II-specific.